Molecule: messenger RNA, 1197 nt
Organism: Drosophila arizonae
Lineage: Eukaryota; Metazoa; Arthropoda; Insecta; Diptera; Drosophilidae
Gene: angel
Product: protein angel
Molecular function (GO): 3'-5'-RNA exonuclease activity
Source: RefSeq, a predicted model, not a curated record
GGCAUUGGCUGGCGUUGUUUAUAUUUUCUGGUCGGAAUUGGGAAUACAAUUGUUUUACAUCUGUAACACCCGUGUAAUUAUAUCCAAUGUAUAAAUCCCGACUCCGACCACUAAGCAUGAGAAUACAAUUCAUACGCAACAGCUUGUAUAGUAGGCGCCAGCCAAGCCAGAAAAUGGAGCAACGCUACGAUUUCAAUCGGGAAUGGAAGCUAACAUCAAACUAUGAGGCUAACUCUCUAUCGAAAAUAAAGCUGCUAUCGUACAACAUACUCGCUCAGGACCUGCUAAUGGAGCACUUCUUUCUCUAUGUGAAUAUCAAGCAGGAGUGGCUAACGUGGCGACAUCGUUUGCGGAAUAUCCAUCGCGAGAUUCACAAAUUGGAUCCAGACAUACUCUGCUUGCAGGAGAUGCAAUUCGAUCAUUUACCCAUGCUGGUGCAGCGUUUGAAGGCCAGCAGUGGCAAGCGCUUGGAAUAUGUGUACAAAAAGAAGACAGGCAGCCGCACCGAUGGCUGUGCCAUAAUAUACGAUUCCUGCAAGCUGCAGCUGCUAAAGGAGCAGGCUGUAGAGCUCUACGAUCCAGAUGUUCCACUGCUCAAUCGUGAGAAUGUGGCUAUAUUAGCCAAAUUUCGAUUAAAGCAACCGACCAGCACCGAGGAAUCUACUAAGGAUAACAAUGAAGUGAUUGUGGCCACUACGCAUCUGCUCUAUAAUCCACGACGGGCUGAUGUGCGCUGUGCCCAGGUGAGCAAGUUGCUCACAGAACUGCGCUGCUUUGCUACAGACGCGACUCAAAAUGCAACGCCUGUAAUUUUAACUGGAGAUUUUAAUUCGGAAUUACAUACGGCGCCAAUGCAGCUGCUAUUAAGCCAAGAUGAGGAUCCGGCUUCGAUUAACUUUGAGGCAUUAAAUUACGGUGACUGCACGGCGUCCACGCUGCAAGACGAAUGGAUCACUGUCGACUAUAUUCUGCGCUCUGUAUGCCAGCAGAGCCGGCGGAAACUAGAGAUACUAAGCGUUUACCAACUGCCAACAAUCAAUUGCUGCGCCCAUGUGGGUAUGAUACCCAAUCACUAUCUCGGCUCGGAUCAUUAUGCGCUCGGAGCAGUCUUUGCUCUGGCCUAGCAUUUAAAUGUCUCCCUAACUCAAUAAUAAAUGCCACCUAAAUUUGUUGUAAAUAAGUAAAUUGAUAAAAGCA